Molecule: messenger RNA, 1923 nt
Organism: Papilio xuthus (Asian swallowtail)
Lineage: Eukaryota; Metazoa; Arthropoda; Insecta; Lepidoptera; Papilionidae
Product: digestive organ expansion factor homolog
Exons: 8
Coding region: 91-1905 (604 amino acids)
Biological process (GO): maturation of SSU-rRNA from tricistronic rRNA transcript (SSU-rRNA, 5.8S rRNA, LSU-rRNA)
Cellular component (GO): small-subunit processome; nucleolus
Molecular function (GO): rRNA binding; U3 snoRNA binding
Source: RefSeq, a predicted model, not a curated record
AAUCAUUAAAUGGUGAUAUUAAUGAUAAUGAUGAUUCAAAAGAGCCUGAGAACUUGGAAGAAACUGAAGCAAAUGAAAUCAUAAUGGUAGAUGGCUGAUGAUAAUGAAAUGGAGACAGAGAUUGCUGAUGAUCCGUUCACAAAACACUUUCAGUAUGAGCUUAGCGAUGAAUUAUUGGUCUCUUUAUCAAGUAAUUCACCGUCAAUGGAAAACAUAUCAAAAGGAUGGCCAGUGCUUGGAAAUUUAAUUAUAACUAUCCCAAAGCCUGUAACCACUGUAACAGCUAAAGUGAAACCAAAAAUAUCAAUCCUAGAAGAAAAGACAUAUGCCCCUGAAGGAACUGUACCUAAUUAUACUAAUCAUAUAGAUUUUAAUAAGCUAUAUAUAAAAUCACAAAUACAUGGCAACAUUGUAUCGGCAAAUAAAACAAAUCUUAUAAAAAGAGAUUUGGAUUUAACAGACAUUUUCACUCCAUUACAAAAGGAAUUAUUUUCUAUAAUGAACAACUAUCAAGAUCUGUAUUAUCCGGAAAGAAGUUUUAGUAAUUCUGAUGAAAUUCGUUAUACAUAUUGUCUACAUGUAGUCAAUCACAUGUUGAAAACUCGUAUCAAGAUUUUGCAUCAUAAUUCCAAACUAGCUCGGAAAUCUGAUAUGUCUGAUGAAUAUCGGGAUCAGGGAUUGGUGAGGCCAAAGGUUCUGAUAAUGGUGCCAUUCAAAGAUGCAGCAUACAGAGUAGUGAAAACACUAAUAGAUAUACUGGUGCCAAAAGAAUCGGGACAGGUUGUGAAUAAAAAUAGAUUUGAAGAAGAUUUUACUGGUGGUGAACUGCUUAUGCCAACAAAAAAUCCCAAACCAGAAGAUUAUGAGUUACUAUUCAGUGGCAACACUGAGGACACAUUUAGAUUAGGAAUGACACUUACCAAGAAAACACUAAAGCUUUACACAGAUUUCUAUUCAUCAGAUAUUUUAAUAGCAUCUCCAUUAGGACUCCGGAUGAUAGUUGGUGCGGAAGGUGAAGAAGACCGUGACUAUGAUUUCUUGGCUUCCAUAGAGAUAUUGAUAAUGGACCAAGCUGACGUAUUUCUGAUGCAGAAUUGGGAUCAUUUAUUGCAUGUAUUGGAUCAUUUUCAUUUACAACCGAAAAAGACACAUGACACAGAUUUUUCUAGAGUCAGAUCAUGGGCUGUUAAUGGCUGGUCUAAAUAUUACAGACAAACGUUGAUGUUCUCUUCCGUGUCAUUACCGGAAAUAAAGUCUGUUAUCAAUAGAAAGUGUCAAAAUUACGCGGGUAAGGUGAUGUUGGCGAAUCCCAUAGAAAUUGGCAGUAUACAGCAAGUUAUAUUGCAAGUGCCCCAACUGUUUCAUAGAUUUAAUGCGACGUCUCCAAUGGCGGCUGUAGAGAGCAGAUUUGAAUAUUUUGUGAAGGAGAUUCUGCCCAAACAACGCGAUACACUGAUGAGCCACACCCUUAUUUAUGUGCCAAGUUAUUUUGAUUUCGUUAGAUUAAGAAAUUAUUUUAAGAAAGAAGAUAUUGGCUUCGUACAAAUCUGUGAAUAUUCUAAGGAUGGUAAAAUAGCACGCGCUAGAGACAUGUUCUUCCACACUGAAGCUCAUUUCUUGCUGUACUCCGAGAGAGUCCACUUCUUCAGAAGGUUCAGGAUAAAGGGUAUCCGGCAUAUUAUAUUCUAUCAACCGCCUACAUAUCCGCAUUUCUAUUCUGAAAUGUGUAACCUCAUGCAGGAAAGUAACCAAAACAAAUAUGGCGGCAGCGAAUGCAAUAUGACAGUGACAACACUGCAUUGUAAGUAUGAUGCGGCGCGCGUGGCCGCCACACUCGGGGCUGCGCGUUUUGCGCGCCUCGCCGCCUCCGACAAGGCCGUGCACAUGUUUGUAACUGGGGAUUAAUAAAUUUGUCGCAUUAUG